Messenger RNA from Neolamprologus brichardi, 1084 nucleotides. It is a transcript of the gene msc, whose product is annotated as musculin (activated B-cell factor-1). The record is from RefSeq and is a predicted model, not a curated record. Gene Ontology annotation, molecular function: RNA polymerase II transcription regulatory region sequence-specific DNA binding; protein dimerization activity; DNA-binding transcription factor activity, RNA polymerase II-specific. NCBI's taxonomy places the organism in Eukaryota, Metazoa, Chordata, Actinopteri, Cichliformes, Cichlidae. Gene Ontology annotation, biological process: developmental process; regulation of transcription by RNA polymerase II.
UUAGACAGAGCUGUCUUUAGUUCGUGCAGAUGGUACUGUAGUGAAUCAAGGGUUGACGUUUUAGCGCUUCUGUGGGAAAUAAGUUUCAGGGUUACCAAAUGGAAAUUUAAAAAGGAGGUGCUGACUUGCAGCCUUUCGUCAUUUACUUCACUGUUGUCUCUCGUCCACAUUGCCACUCCAGUCUGUUUCCCCAGGCGCAGGUGGAGCAGCCAUGUCCACUGGCUCUGCUGCAAGUGAUGCCGAGGACGACGAGACACGCCACAAAAGGACUACCGCUGCCUUGGAGGCCACCGCGCGGAAAGUCACCUGCUAUAAUCCCAGCCGGUACUCGGAGGAGGAGUUGGAAGACGAAGGUGUUGAGGGGAGGAUCAAGCAGGAGCACAGACUUUCCAAAGCGCACCAGAGGGAAACGCGACAGUCGCAGAGGAACGCGGCUAACGCCAGGGAGAGGGCGAGGAUGAGAGUGCUGAGCAAAGCUUUCUCCAGACUGAAAACCAGCCUGCCCUGGGUCCCAGCGGACACCAAACUUUCCAAACUGGACACCCUUCGUCUCGCUUCUAGCUACAUUUCCCACCUUAGGCAGCUUCUGCAGGAUGACCGAUUCGAGAGCAGAUUUGCACACCCUGUCAGUCUGACCUGGCCAUUUAUGAUGACAGGAAGGUCAGAGGAAGACAUCUCAUCAUCUAUGAGACUUUGUGGAGCAACAGCUUAGGCGACACGUCUUCACCCACCAAGCUCAAGCUCUUCGGCUAAAACCUGAAAACAACAACAACAAUAAAAACAAAAAGGAGGGGCAUCAGUUUGACCCCAUUUUAACCACAUGCCCUAAACAAUGACUGUGAAUUUAAAACUAUUGUGUUUUACUGCGUGCAUGUUUGCUGAAAUCAGUAUUAUGUCACAUUUACACUGAGUGUAACUUCUAAUCUUCAUUUAUGCUUGAUUUUUUUGUGUGUAAAAUUUGGAUUUAGCAAACUUCUUUAAUAUCUUUCAUCCCAUCAGUUUGUGCACAGCAUCAUUAAACUGUUAUAUGGCUGAACACACUUUUGAUACAUUAAACAGUUUUGGCAGCUCGGCCUGUGCAUGA